AUGUGGGCCUUGGAUACAAAGACGGGCACACCCCCUGGGAACUGGGAAUCAGGCCAAGAAGGAUUUGGGGGAGACAUUCGGAGAGAUAUUUACCACCUCGCUUGGGUCGGGGCCCCCACUGUCCAGCCCCCAGCCCCACCCACUGGCCUGGCUGCGAGCGGCGACCCGAGCAGGCCCGGCCCUCCCGCGCCGGCCUCCCGGCACCGUCCAAUGGCCGAUGGGCAGGGCAAGGCCGGCAAGCCGCGGCGGCCCGGCCGGGUCCCCGCCCUGUUCCCGAGCCGGGCCCGGUGGCCUUUAAACGCCGCCCAGGGUCGGCGCAGCACGGCCUUCGCCACCUUCCUUGCGCCGGCAGCAGCCCGGGCCGGGGCGGAGAGGAGGCUGCAGGCCGGGCCGGCGCCCCGCGUGGGGAGGCGGCUGCAGUACCUGUUAGCAGGCGCGGUGGGGUGCAGCCCGUCCGCGGCCAGGUGUGCGCGCUGCACGUGUGUGAGUGUGCGCGCGUGUGAGGGUGCCCUGGGCGCGCGCCACGCGUCCGCCCGCGACGUCCCGGGGAUUCCCCCUUGGAAAUGGGUCUGCGCCGCAGGCUCCCCGGAGAAGUUGAGUGUGGCGGCCACUCCUGCGGGGUCCCGGACAACAGGCCCGGGCCACAGAGGUUCCAGGCGCAAACUAGACGAUGGGCAUUUAAACAACUCCCUGGGCUCUCCAGUUCAAGCGGAGGUGUACUUCCCACGGUUGAUAGUUCCAUUUUGCGGGCACAUUAAAGGUGGCAUGAGACCAGGCAAGAAGGUGUUGGUGAUGGGCAUCGUAGACCUCAACCCGGAGAGCUUUGCAAUCAGCUUGACCUGUGGUGACUCGGAGGAUCCCCCCGCUGAUGUGGCGAUUGAACUCAAAGCCGUGUUCACAGACCGCCAGCUCCUCAGAAACUCCUGUAUAUCUGGCGAGAGGGGCGAGGAGCAAUCAGCGAUCCCCUACUUUCCAUUCAUCCCGGACCAGCCAUUCAGGGUGGAAAUUCUCUGUGAGCACCCGAGGUUCAGAGUGUUUGUGGACGGACACCAACUCUUUGAUUUUUACCACCGCAUUCAAACGUUAUCAUUAACCCGGUAA
Elephantulus edwardii (Cape elephant shrew) is the source of this 1101-nucleotide messenger RNA. RefSeq lists its product as uncharacterized. Lineage: Eukaryota; Metazoa; Chordata; Mammalia; Macroscelidea; Macroscelididae. The record is from RefSeq and is a predicted model, not a curated record. The transcript has 9 exons. The coding region runs from base 1 to 1101 and encodes 366 amino acids. Gene Ontology annotation, molecular function: carbohydrate binding.